UAAAUCGAACACAAUAAAAAAUGCAGUGAAAUAAUCACUAACAAAGAAAAGGGGGGGACAAAAGUUUUCCUGUUUUUAGUGUGAGAAAGGGAAGAAAUGGAGAGCAAAGAGGAAGAUGUACGAGUGGGAGCCAACAAAUUCAACGAGAGGCAGCCGAUUGGCACGGCGGCGCAAUCCCAAGACAAGGACUACAAGGAGCCACCACCGGCGCCGCUUUUCGAGCCCGGCGAGCUGUCCUCAUGGUCGUUCUACAGAGCUGGCAUUGCCGAGUUCAUAGCCACAUUCCUGUUCCUGUAUAUUACAAUUUUGACAGUGAUGGGAGUUAGCAAGUCUGAUUCUAAGUGCUCUACUGUUGGAAUCCAAGGUAUUGCUUGGGCAUUCGGUGGCAUGAUCUUUGCCCUUGUUUACUGCACCGCUGGAAUUUCAGGGGGGCAUAUAAACCCGGCAGUGACAUUUGGGCUGUUUUUGGCCAGGAAAUUGUCAUUGACUCGGGCUAUAUUCUACAUGGUGAUGCAGUGCCUAGGAGCCAUAUGUGGUGCUGGUGUGGUUAAGGGGUUCGGAAAGACCCUGUACAUGUCCAAGGGUGGUGGUGCUAAUGUUGUAGCUCACGGUUACACCAAGGGUAGUGGCCUAGGUGCUGAAAUUAUAGGUACCUUCGUUCUCGUUUACACCGUUUUCUCUGCUACUGAUGCCAAACGUAGCGCCAGAGACUCUCACGUUCCAAUAUUAGCCCCCUUGCCUAUUGGGUUUGCCGUGUUCUUGGUGCACUUGGCGACCAUCCCUAUUACAGGUACUGGUAUUAACCCCGCCAGGAGUCUUGGUGCAGCAAUCAUCUACAACAAAGACAAGGCAUGGGAUGAUCACUGGAUAUUCUGGGUUGGACCAUUCAUUGGGGCAGCACUUGCAGCUCUCUACCAUGUGGUUGUGAUAAGAGCCAUCCCAUUCAAGAAUAAGUGAUGCCAUUAGGCUUUCUCACUUGUAGCCACUGCUUCAAGCACAUGAAGUAUAUUGAAGGCUGAAUUAUAUCUGUUAUAUUUUCUAUUUUCCUCCGUUUGCUUGUAUGUAUAUUAUCAGUACUCGUGUAUUAAAAUUGUGACAUGCUCUUAGAAAUGGACUUUACUUUUGAAAGAAA
Messenger RNA from Olea europaea var. sylvestris, 1132 nucleotides. Its product is annotated as probable aquaporin PIP1-4. The record is from RefSeq and is a predicted model, not a curated record. The transcript has 4 exons. Gene Ontology annotation, biological process: transmembrane transport; response to water deprivation. The coding region runs from base 97 to 957 and encodes 286 amino acids. Gene Ontology annotation, molecular function: water channel activity. Lineage: Eukaryota; Viridiplantae; Streptophyta; Magnoliopsida; Lamiales; Oleaceae. Gene Ontology annotation, cellular component: plasmodesma; plasma membrane; vacuole.